Durotheca rogersii is the source of this 2413-nucleotide messenger RNA. RefSeq names its product subtilisin-like protein. NCBI's taxonomy places the organism in Eukaryota, Fungi, Ascomycota, Sordariomycetes, Xylariales, Xylariaceae. Gene Ontology annotation, molecular function: serine-type endopeptidase activity; tripeptidyl-peptidase activity. Gene Ontology annotation, biological process: proteolysis. The coding region runs from base 334 to 2112 and encodes 592 amino acids. The transcript has a single exon. The record is from RefSeq and is a predicted model, not a curated record.
GGCUGAAAAUCACACGAGGAUGCCUAGAUCGUUCGCCGAAUCGAUAGUGCUUGUAUACUUCCAACCCCGGCUAAACCGGUUGUAUAUGCGAGCGCUGCUGCUCCUGGACGAGCUGUGCCGAAGUCCAUGCCUCAGAGCCUAUUUAAUAAGACAGAGUAGAUGAGCAAGAUUCUAUCUCAUCUGGAUAUUUCAUCUUCGCCCGGGGUUCUGAUGGCGCUCGCGCAUUCUCUGUUACAGAUAGAACACGACUGUCCGCGGUUUAUCUGGCUCAAAGGCUGCUGUUCUAUUCUGUUGCUUUGAGCGGGCCCUGGGGGCUCAGAUCUAACGCGCAUUAUGAGAUUAGCGCUUCUGGGCGCUCUUCUUGGAGCAUGGUCAUAUCACGCCGCCGCGGAGACGCUGGUUACCCGCGAGGUAGUUCAUGAGCUCCCGUCGGGAUGGAGAUUCGAGGAACCGGCAAAGGCGGGCGAGCCGAUACGACUAUCACUUGUGCUCAAGCAGCCCAGGAUCAACGAGCUGAAAGACAGGCUCAACCGAAUCAGUGAUCCCAGCAACGCCCAAUACGGCCACCAUUUGACAAGGGAAGAGGCGAAGGCAUACGAAGCCCCCGAUCAAAAGUCCCAGUAUCUAGUCCAGCAGUGGCUCAGAUCCAAUAAGAUUGGGAAUGUAAUCGCUGACGGCUCGAUCGUGACCAUUACCGCGACGGUCGCCGAGGUGAAUAGGAUCCUUAACACCUCCCUGGGUCGGUAUUCCUUUCAGGGAUCCCACACGGUCCUGCGCGCACUGUCGUACUCGUUACCCCGAGUCCUCGAGGGGCAUGUUGACUUUGUCUAUCCCAUCUCCAACUUUAUGCAACCGUCUCAGAACAGGUUGAAAACCCUCCCCGUAGGGAAGGCGGCCAUGGCAGCGAACGAAGAAGAGCAGCCCUGCCCGACCGGUGUCAACCCGGCGUGCCUGAAGAAACUCUACAAUGUGACGUACGCUGGCACGACGGCACCCGCCUCAUCGCGUGUCCGAUUUGGCAUUGCCGGAUUCCUGGAGCAGUGGAUCAAGUAUGACGACGUGGCCGCGUUCAUCGGCCGGUACGCGCCCGAGGUCGCGGCGCAGGGCUACAAUUUCACAGUCGCCACGGUCAACAACGGGACGAACCCGCAGCCGAACACGCCGACCUCGCGUGCCGGGCUCGAGGCGAGCCUCGACGUCGAGUACGGCGUCGCCAUCGGCCACCCAACCAACGUCAUCUACUACUCGACCGGCGGUCGCGGCGAGAAGAUCGACUACAAUGGCCAUCCAAUCCCGGCUAACCGCAGCGACAACGAGCCCUAUCUCGAGUUCCUGCAGUACCUGCUCAACCUCGGAGACGACGACCUGCCCCACGUGGUCAGCAUCUCGUAUGCGGAUGACGAGCAGUCCGUGCCGCUCCCAUACGCUCUUCGCGUGUGCGACCUGUUUGCCCUCGUGGCCGCGCGUGGGGUGUCUUUCUUCUCGGGGUCGGGCGACGGUGGCGCCAGCGGCAUCGGGCAGAACGAGUGCUACAGCAACGACGGGCAGAGGCGACGCAUGUUCCUACCGACGUUCCCGGCCAGCUGCCCGUACGUGACGUCGGUGGGCGCGACAGGGAACCGGCUGCCCUUCGAAGGUGCCGUCUUCAGCACCGGUGGCUUCAGCAACUAUUUCGCGCGGCCGGCGUGGCAGCAAGCCGCCGUCGACGGCUACCUCACCGCCAUCAACGGCUCGCACCGCGGCUUGUACAACGCGAGCGGCCGCGCGUUCCCCGACGUCAGCGCGGCCGGCACGGGGUACGUCAUCGAGGUCGGCGGCUACGAGACCGAUGUCCUCGGUACAAGCGCUAGCACGCCCGUCGUCGCAGCUCUCGUCGCGUUGAUCAACGACGCUCGGCUCAAUGCCGGCAAGAACAGCACCGGCUGGCUCAACCCGACGCUUUACUCGGACCCCGUGCGUGAAGCGCUGGUGGACGUGGCUGCGGGUGUGAGCCAAGACUGUGUGUUUGGUAGGGAUAGGGUGCGCGGAUGGCAGAGCGUAAAGGGGUACGAUUGCGUGACAGGUCUUGGUUCCAUAGGCGACUUCGCGAAGCUGCUUGAAGUACUGGGGUGAGGAAUCUCUCCGUCGACCUGGGUGCGAGUUAUCAUCGGUCCGAGGAAUAUAGCGUGAUGUAUCGAUGCAGAAAUAACGGGAAUUUAGGUACGUAGAUCUAAGAGUAGGCUCGGUAUAUUCUAUUUCCGGAACAAGCAUUGUUGAAGACGUUUCACGUGGAAGUUCAUUCAAUCGAUGCCUUGGCCCCAGCGCACGACGAUAUUAUGCUCUACGUCAAAUUGUUAUCUCUCGAGAUGAGAUAGGCUGCUGGAAACCCCCUGCUGUACGCAACUAGAGGAAUGUCUCUGAGCUACCGGAAAAG